Messenger RNA from Leptosomus discolor (cuckoo roller), 1125 nucleotides. Lineage: Eukaryota; Metazoa; Chordata; Aves; Leptosomiformes; Leptosomidae. The record is from RefSeq and is a predicted model, not a curated record.
CUUGAGAAGGCGUUAUCAAAAAAGCUGGAAGAUUUUGAAGGUGAAAUAUCAAGCUAUCAAGAUGAAAUAGAGAUUGAAUUAGAAAACAGUAGACCAAAAGCAAAAGGCGUAUUUGCAAAUUUCACUAAAGAUGAUUCUAUAGAAGAUAAUACCUCGAGUGUACUUGGAGAGGAGGAGGCAGAAGAUGAGGAACUGGAAGCAGCUGCUAAUCACUUAAACAAGGACUUCUAUAAUGAACUUCAUGAGAAGGAUAGAGUAAAAGAAAAAGAUGGGGAAUGCGAAAAUGGAAAUGAAGCUCUUGUAAGACCACCCGCACUGGAAUCCUUGCUUGGCCCGCUCCCCACUGCAGCUAGUCUUGGCAUAACAGAGUCCAUAAAAGAGUGCAUAUCCACUAAGGACCGAGAGCCUGGUGAGAAUACAGGAGAUGGUGAAUUAGAUCUGAGCGGGAUCGACGACAGUGAAAUAGAUCGGUAUAUACUUAACGAAACUGAAGCUCAGAUAAAAGCAGAGCUGUGGAUGAAAGAAAAUGCAGAUUAUCUCAAGGAACAAAAAGAAAAGGAAGCAAGAAUAGCAAAAGAGAAAGAACUUGGGAUUUAUAAGGAACACAAGCCAAAGAAAUCUGCAAAGAAGCGGGAGCCAAUUCAAGCCAGCACAGCAGGAGAGGCAAUUGAAAAGAUGUUAGAACAGAAGAAAAUCUCGAGUAAAAUUAAUUAUAAUGUGCUAAGGGACCUGAACAGCAAAGGAAGUAACACACCAAAGAAAGAGGAUGGCAGCACUGAUGACAGCACCAACACCAAGAAGCUGUCAAGAAGAAAAUCUAUUGCCAGUAGGAAUAUAGCCAACCCUGUAAACAGUGUGGGAAAAAGAUUAAGACCCCUGAUUUCAACACAGCCUGCUAAAAAGGCUGCCACUGAAGAGGUGACCUUUCCAAAUGCACAAGCAGAAGCACCUGACUUAGAAAAACCAGCAGCUGUGCUAGUGGAGAGUGGCCCAGUAGCUUAUAACCCUGACGAAGAGGUGGAAGAAGAAGAAAUGGAAGAAGAUGAUGAUCACUGCAUGAGCGCCUUGCAGUUAAUGGGAGGAAAUGAUUAUGGCUGUGAUAUGGAUGAUGAUGAUGGCUAUUAG